GCUACUAGACACCGAGACAGCCCUUGGAAGAUGGAUCAGUAACGUAGCUACUAGCCGUGCUUGAACGCGAACACUUUCCGAGUUUCCGUUUCUCAUUGAUAGGCAUCUGCCAAACCAGCAACACGCAAAUGAAGCAAAAGAUUGUGAUCCAGCUGAGCCUGUCGUGCGACAAGAGCCGGUCAAAAGCCCUUACAGUGGCCGCCAGAGCAGCCGGGGUGACGUCGAUGGAGAUUACCGGCGACGCCAGGGACCGGCUGGAGGUGGUCGGUGAUGGCGUCGACCCGGUGUGUCUCGUCAGCUGCCUCCGCAAGAAGCUCGGCCACGCCCAAAUCAUCAAGGUGGAGGAAGUCAAGAAGCCGGCGGACAUUAAGAAGGAGGACCCGAAGCCGCCCGUGCCCGUGUGCCCGCCGCCGUACUACUGCCCGCCGGUCGGCUACUGCCACCACCAGUACCAGCCGCACAUGGUCGUCUGCGAAGAACAACCCAGCAACUGUCGGACCAUGUAAUCGCCGGAGAACAAUGUUGACAUACUCUAGUUUUGUCAGCAACUAUACUUGCAUACAGGUAUUUUUAAAUU
This is a messenger RNA of Hordeum vulgare subsp. vulgare (domesticated barley), 577 nucleotides long. RefSeq names its product heavy metal-associated isoprenylated plant protein 47-like. The transcript is spliced from 2 exons. The record is from RefSeq and is a predicted model, not a curated record. The coding region runs from base 129 to 506 and encodes 125 amino acids. Lineage: Eukaryota; Viridiplantae; Streptophyta; Magnoliopsida; Poales; Poaceae.